This is a messenger RNA of Solanum pennellii, 1852 nucleotides long. RefSeq lists its product as uncharacterized. The record is from RefSeq and is a predicted model, not a curated record. Gene Ontology annotation, cellular component: chloroplast thylakoid membrane; chloroplast envelope. The transcript has 6 exons. The coding region runs from base 217 to 1539 and encodes 440 amino acids. Lineage: Eukaryota; Viridiplantae; Streptophyta; Magnoliopsida; Solanales; Solanaceae.
AAUCCAAACUCAAGAACUCCACCAUCUUCGAAGGUCCAUACUUUUCCCAAUAAACCAGAAAAGCACAGGUGGAGCCGACCCGACCCGUUUUCCUUCCAUCUGCCUGGUAUUUUGUUGUAACAAACUGGGAGUGAGUGCUGAGUUCAUCUGCUUUCUUCUUCACUUAUAAACCCUCAAAAAAAAUAAUCUAAAAGAACUUUUUUAUAGCAUCAAAUAAUGGUGCUAGCAGCUUCUUUAACAACAUGCUAUGCCGUUUCUGUACGGCCGUCCAGCUCUGCUUCUAGAAACUUCUCUCUUCUUCCGCCGCUAUCUCGUAUCCGAAGUCCAAUUCAACAGCGCCAGCCGCACCUCGCCGGAGCUAAUUCCGGAGGUUCUCUCUUAUCUAUAAACGGAGUGAGGUUGCGACAGUCAUCUUUUGCUGCUGUAAUUGGUGAUACAACUUCUGUGUCAGAUGGAGCAAUUAACGAGGAAGUGUCCGCUACUAAAUUAUCUGAUUCUGCUACUACUCAGGAAACUGACGUGGAAAAUGGAGAGGACAGGAAAGAUGCUUCUGAAGGGUUGGAUGAGAAUAAAAUGAUCCGAGUAUGCGACAAGUUAAUUGAGGUCUUCUUGGUUGACAAACCCAAACCUACUGAAUGGAGAAGAUUGCUAGCAUUUAGUAAGGAAUGGAACAAUAUUCGGCCCCAUUUCUACAAGCGAUGUCAGGACCGAGCAGACAGUGAAAGUGAUCCUGGAAUGAAGCACAAGUUUCUCAAGCUUCAAAGAAAGCUAAGAGAGGUUGAUGAUGAUGUUCAGAGGCAUAACGAACUUCUUGAGGCAAUCAGAAGGUCACCAUCGGAUGUUAGUGAUAUUGUUGCCAGGCGUCGUAAAGAUUUUACAAAAGAGUUUUUUGCUCAUCUUCACACUGUGGCAGAAUCCUAUUAUGAUGAUCCAGCGGAACAAAAUGCUGUGGCAAAACUAGGGAAUAUGUGUUUGGUAGCUGUGGAGGCUUAUGAUACUGCAACUGAAAGUAUGGAAGCGUUGAAUGCUGCAGAGUUGAAAUUCCAAGAUAUAAUCAAUUCUCCUUCCGUGGAUGCAGCUUGUAAGAAAAUAGAUGAUAUGGCCCAAAAAAAUCAACUUGAUUCAGCACUGAUGCUCAUGAUUACAAAAGCAUGGUCAGCAGCCAAGGAGUCGGACAUGGCAAAAGAUGAGGUCAAGGAUGUUCUUUAUCACUUGUAUAAGACAACAAGAGGAAAUCUUCAGAGGCUCAUGCCAAAAGAAAUCAGAAUUCUGAAAUAUCUACUCACGAUUAAAGAUCCUGAGGAGCGAAUGAGCGCUUUGAAAGAUGCCUUCACACCUGGAGAAGAACUUGAAGGGGAAGAUGUAGAUAAUUUAUACACGACUCCGGAGCAGCUAUACAACUGGAUAGGGACAGUGCUGGAUGCAUAUAAUCAGAGUAAAGAAGGCACUCUUAUAAAAGAAGCCAGAGACUUGAUGAACCCUAAAAUAAUUAAGAAAAUGGAGGAGUUGAAUAAGUUGAUCGUAGAUAACUUCAUGUAAGCAUUUGCUUGAUCGUAAGAAGGUACGAGCUUUGCUGUCAGUGCCAGAUUCAUGCUCGUGCUAUAAAUCAUCCAUACGCAAUAUAUCCCUACUCUAAUCUGGGGGACUACAUGAUCGCGUCGCUGGUUGUAUAGAAAAUUUGGAACUUUGUGUAUGAUAGGGCUUCUUAUAUUUAUUGUGGGAUGAUAGUUAGUUGAUGGUCUUUCUCCUACAGAGAAGCAUGUUACAUUUUGAUGCUCAGUUACAUCUUUAGUAUGAUCGUUAUACACGAAUAUAUUAUUUAUUAUGAAGCUCAUUGAUAGUCAACGAUCAA